This is a messenger RNA of Suillus bovinus, 1014 nucleotides long. RefSeq lists its product as uncharacterized. Lineage: Eukaryota; Fungi; Basidiomycota; Agaricomycetes; Boletales; Suillaceae. The record is from RefSeq and is a predicted model, not a curated record. The transcript is spliced from 5 exons. Bases 1 to 1014 code for a protein of 337 amino acids.
AUGGUACCGGAAUUGACCAUCAUUCCCGGCAUUGGCAUUGGCCGGAUAGAUGGAGAGAUCAUGGAGACUCUCUGGGCACGUCUUAACCUAAUUUCCCCCACUGCUUGGGGAAUGUCAUCCCCUCAUCGACAGGAAUGUCUCGAUUUUCAGAUGAACGAUUCCAACUUCUGCAAGAUGAUCCACAUGAAAAGGACCCUUUGCUGUAAAUACAAGCAGGCGAAAAAUUGCAUCGCCGAAAGUGAAAAGGCUUUCGACAGACUCGAUGAAGCAGCACCCACUAAUUUGAAGACAGAAUGGUUGGCCAAUGAGAGGAUCACUCAAUCCAGCAGAAUAAAUAAUCCUGUGGCGAUGGAUGUUUACAAGAUAAAUAUCAAGAAGGCACCAAGCAAAAAGGAAAUUGAACUUAGACUGCUAGAGCAGGGUAAUGCCCGUAAUACAGCACCAUCUCGGAGAUCUGUGGCGAUAUGGAUAUCUAUGGGGUUGGCAAUCGAGGAGGCUCAAAUUGCAUUGCUCAUUGAGAGAUUAGACCUCGCCCGGCAACGAGAUCAUCUCCAAGGCCAGAUAGAUGGAUUUAUGCAUUCUGCUGUCACGCAUCUCGGAGAGGGAUUCGAUGGAGAUGACAAUCAUAAUGACUUGAACAUAGACAUCCUAGAUGAUCUUGAUGAUGACCCAGAAGAUUUUACCAAGACAUCUGAUACAUGGACGAACUCGCCUGAGCUCAUUGUGAUCCCAUUGCCAUCAAACCUCAGGGUAGAUCGAUGCAGACACUUGAUGGCAGAGGAUCUCAUUCCGCUGGAGAUGUCCCUUCACAACCUCCACAUUCAAUUGUGCAACAAGGCAGUCCUAUUCCAAAUGACAGUCAGGCAAGCCAAAUCUCAAGCCCUGAAAACUCGAGCCUGGUCGCAGGUGACAUCAGUGCAGCAGGCUGUCUCCCUGCAUAAGUACAAACCCCUGCUUCAUGAGCAGCUCAAAGUCAGCACUGCCAUGGGUGAUCCAAAUGCCCACGGUCAAUGA